AGAAGAGCAGUUCAUUAGAGUGCACUGGGGAGAAUCUUGUGAACUGGAAGCCUGACAAGAGGACCAGUGAAAGUGCAAGUGGUGUGCCGGCAGGACCCGAGCAUGCUGGGCUGUGAGAGGGGGGCGGGGGUGAGACGCUGGUUCACCCUGGUGACAGGGCUGCUGGAGUGCCUGUGUUUUGCGGGGGCCGUGUUCGGCUGGGCCUCCCUGGUGUUUGUGCUGAAGACAGAAGGCUACUUCAGCAACCUGUGUGUCAACGCCACCAGGAUCGAUGGAACGGAAUUCACAGACUGCAGUGGUCAGGAUGAACAGUUCUCCCUUAUCUUCACGAUUGCCUCCUUCAUGAACAACGUCCUGCUGCUUCCAAACGGUUUCCUGUUUGACCAUUUUGGCACCAUGGUGGCCCGACUGCUGGGAAUAUCCCUCUAUACCAUGGGCGCCUUGUUCGUGGCCUUCUCGAGUUCAACCCUGUCCACCAUCCUCUACCCAGCCCUGGCCUUCAUAGCAGUGGGAGGCAUAUUGUUUCUGGUCACUAACAUGCAGGUGGGGAACCUGUUUGGUUCCGCUCGCUCGACCAUCAUCACCCUUUACAACGGCGCCUUCGACUCAUCCUCCGCUCUCUUCCUCAUCGUCAAGCUGUUGUUUGAGGCUGGGGUCUCACUGCGUGCCUCUUUCCUCUUCCUGGCUGCGUGUGGCGUCAUCCACCUGGUCAGGACCUUCCUCCUCAUGCCACGAACACUCAUCCCCUACCCUCCCCCUGAAGGAUAUACCUACGGGGUAAAGACCUGCUGCACGACCAAGACCUGCAGCCCAGAGCAACAAGCAGCCAAUGACAACGCGCAGAGUGGUGAUGUCACAGAUGAAACGCCUUUAAAUGAGGAGCCUGUGGAAAAAGUGCCUGGUUUCCGGGAGUGUUUCCUGUCCAAGUUCUUCCUAUGGCACCUGGUGUGGUUGUCUGUCAUGCAGCUCAGGCAUUACCUGUUCAUUGGGACCCUAAACCCAGUGCUUCAGAGACUAACUCAAGGGGACCCUUCUCUGGUGAGUACAUACACCAAUGCGUUUGCUGUGACUCAGCUCUGUGGGGUGCUGUGUGCCCCUUGGAAUGGCCUCAUCAUGGACCGACUCAAAGGGAAACCCAGGGCCCCAGGACAGAGUGAGAGGGAGGCAGACCUCCAGGCGUCCGUGCUCUCCUUGUCACUAACGGCUCUGCAGUGCCUCCUCUUCUCCAUCUGCGCCUCCACCCCCUUCUUGCCCAUCCAGUAUCUGACCUUUGCCCUGCAGGUCCUCAACCGCUCCUUCCUCUACGGAGGCAACGCAGCCUUCAUCAGCAUUGCUUUCCCUGCUUGUCACUUUGGGAAGCUGUAUGGUACAGUCAUGGCUCUGUCUGCAGUGGCAUCCCUGCUGCAGUACCCCUGCUUCACCCUGGUCAAAGGGGUACUGGGAGGAGACCCGCUAUACGUAAACAUAUUCCUGACAUUACUCACCCUGCUGGCCUUCAUCCAUCCUGUCUGUGUCUAUCUGCACUGUCGGCGUAUGGCAGCACUCAGGACCAAAUCCAAGGACACCCUCCCAUCACCCACCUCCUAGACCAACAUUUCAAAAAGGGAAUUGAACGCACACAAUUUAAUGCUGCCAUGUGAACCCUGAAACCUUUUCUUCUUCUCCAGUUUGUGUAUGUGAAUACCAUAUGUGUGUAUGUGUGUGUAUGUAUCUAUCAGAGCUUCCAUGAAACCUGCUGUCCAAAUUGUUCAGAGAAAGAAGAAAUGUUUUUGCAGUCGUCAAAACUUCCAAACUUUUUGCGAAGUCCUUGUUGAAUCCCAUCUCUGGGAGUUAGAGCACACUGUUAAGUGAACUCUAAAACUGGGCAAAAUUGGCAAAGUUUGUCUUAAAAUAAAACGCUGCUGGUCACAUUGUCUAACAACAAAUUUUCCUGAAGGAAGCUCUGGUAUAUAUAUCUAUAUCUUCAAAAAGUAUUCAAACCCUUUAAAAGUACUCUUAAUUUAAUGGCUUACAAACGCCACAUUGCUACUAUGUUUUAUUUUACAACAUUGACACUCAAAACCAGUUAUUGUCAAUAGUUGAUUUUGAGUGUCAGUGCUUUAAAAGAAAAUAUGAAUCUGAAUGAAAUUUCAGUGUACCAUUUGUAAUUCAGUAAUAUGAGAUAUCAAAUUCGUCAUGUGGUUGAAUACUUUUUCCAGGCAAUGAUCACGAGGAUCACCGUAGCAUAUUUUUUGGAAAAGACACCUAGCUUUGCUAGUCAUAUACGUUUACAUAUUUCCUGACGUUGUCAGAGUGGGAACAAAAACUGUUACAGACUGUUGUUAUUUAGUCCUCUAUCAACCACUUGAUUGGUGGACUUUUGCUAAAGCGGAAAGCUCAUAUGCUGCGGCGGACUGAAACGCGAUUUCAUUGUACAGAUACAGAAUUUACAUUAGGCAUCCUACGUAGCAGGAUUAUAAAAUGGUGCUAGUUAUUCUAAAAACGUAAGGCUUUUUGCGAGACAGCGAUAUCCUAGAAGUUGUAGGUUUUUUACAGGACCUAAGGCCAGUCUGUGAGUUAUUUGAUCGUUGGAACAUAGAGCUGCUGUGUAAAUACUGCAAUGUGGAUUUGAAUUAAUUUAUGGAGGACCAAAGGAGGACUAAACAUAUAAUCAUUUCAAUAAUUAAUAAAAAACAAAUAUAAUUUUAGGUGGCAAGCAUAAUUUCACUUUUUAAAGUAAUAUGAAAUAGCUUUUUUUAUCACAAGAUGUAUUUCGUAAUAUCAAGGCAUUUUUGAUAAUAUCAUGGUCCUUUUUACAAUAUCCUGACGUAUUUCAUAAUUUCAUGGCCGAUUUCAAACUAUCAUGUAGUUUUUCACGAACACGUACGUAAAUCCAUAGUAGUGGGUUGUCUGUAGCAGCUGAUUGGCUAAACCAGCCACACUGCUUCACCUACAGUUGAUUUCUUGUAGUAGGAAUUUUAACAGGAUUUUGCAGCAUCAUGGUUGUGCUUGAGGAGAGCAAUUUAGCAAGUUUGUAUGCAGAACGUUCUGGCAAAACCACUUUUACUACGAACACAUUCUUGUAAAUGGCAAUAGAAAUACUAAUAGAAAUAGAAAGGCCUGGACUUCCAAGGGCUGUAGCCCCGCUGCUUUUUGAAAAAGCCCCGGGUCUUUGAUCCAAUUCCGAGAAAUUACUGUACGAUGAAUAUGUCCGCGUGUUUUGCGGUCUGGCAUCGCUACAGCAGGAAUAGGGUUAAGAAAUGAGCGCAAAUAGCAUCGUGUUUUGUUUCAAUUGCGCAGUCUCGUAACUUCCCUUAUUAGCAACGUGGCUCACUUGUUUUGGCAGUGUAACUCGCGAAGGAAGCAAAUUAGUAUGGAGUGUAGAGGAAAAUACAAAACAAAAAUGCCUUUCAGAAUCGCAUCCGUGGUGCUGAGGCAACAGGCAGGGUAGCUACCGCAGCCAGGUCGACAAUGCUUUAGUUAAGUUGAUAUUUGCUAUAGGCUACUAUGCCAACGUUCAUUGCUGAAGCAAGCAGUAGUAAAAUAUACUGAUUACCUAUUGCUAAUAUUGGCUUGCACGG
Molecule: messenger RNA, 3560 nt
Organism: Esox lucius (northern pike)
Lineage: Eukaryota; Metazoa; Chordata; Actinopteri; Esociformes; Esocidae
Gene: slc43a3b
Product: solute carrier family 43 member 3b
Exons: 13
Coding region: 103-1587 (494 amino acids)
Biological process (GO): transmembrane transport
Molecular function (GO): transmembrane transporter activity
Source: RefSeq, a predicted model, not a curated record